AUGCCUCCCCUCCCCCUGCUCCCCCUUUUGCCCCUCUUCCUCCCCCUCCUCCCCCUCUUCCCCCCCUCCUCAGCAGCAGGGGGCGCUGUGAUGUCGGUCAGAGUCUGUCAGAGUUCAGAGACUCCGUCAGGAUUCACCCUGAGGUGCAGCAGCCGCGCCCUCACACAGGUCCCAGUGGGUCUCCCGGUCCACACGGUCCGUCUCUUUUUGGACAGAAACUUGCUCCAGUCUCUGCCUCCGAAUGGGUUUGUCUAUCUGCACCGCCUGGAGAGUCUGGACCUGUCCAACAACAAGGAGGUGCUGCCGCUGCUGCAGUUGGACCCUCUGUCUCUGAAUGACGUCAUCUGCCAGAGCUCUGACAUCCCCAACCUGGGUGCAGUGGGGGCUCCGGUCUUGGUUCUGGUCGAGGACUGGGAUCUGUGUGCGUUGGUUCGAAGACAGGUGGACCUGGUGAUGCUGCUGACCAUGGGGGUGUGGUUUCUGGCGAUGGUUCUGUUCCUCUUGUUCUACAUUCACCAGAAUCAAGUUCAUGCACGGCGCCACCUGCAGUACAUCAAGACCAUGCACAUGAACCCGGAACCAGAACCAGAACUGGAACCAGGAGCAGGACCAGGAGCAGAGCUGUUGCUGGAGCUGGAGAUGGAGCCUAUCGAGGAUUGA
Messenger RNA from Knipowitschia caucasica, 660 nucleotides. Lineage: Eukaryota; Metazoa; Chordata; Actinopteri; Gobiiformes; Gobiidae. The record is from the annotation of a GenBank genome assembly.